Molecule: messenger RNA, 1719 nt
Organism: Stylophora pistillata
Lineage: Eukaryota; Metazoa; Cnidaria; Anthozoa; Scleractinia; Pocilloporidae
Source: RefSeq, a predicted model, not a curated record
AAUGCGCCAUGUUUACUCUAAAUUAUGUCAACUGACAAACUCUUAAAUGUGUUUGAGAGUGUUUCCGGAUUGAGCGCGUCUGAUGAAAAGUUCGAGUGUGCACCCAGCCACUCAGCCAAGCAGCGUAUUAUAAACAUGCGACGUGAUUUUGUGUUGAACGACUCAUAAUACAAGGCUCUUAAUUUACCUACAUUAAACUUCAGAGGACGCGAAUGUAGCGGCUUCCUCUACUCAAGAAGGAAAAUCACGUACACAGGCACUUCUCGCUGCCUUUCAAGCUUCAACAUCUUGCUGGAUAAGCCCACAAACUCACUGAAAUGAGCUCUAAGAGCCCUAAAUUGAAUAGGAACCAGCUUGAGACCAAUGUAAAUAUUCUAAAGGAAGAAAUCAAGCGACUUCACAAGGAAAUAUUUCAAGUCAGGACAGAAUUGAAGAUACAAAGGGCAAGAACGCUGGACUUGACUUAUGCUUUACAAGAGAAAGAACAGGAGCUUGAACAGCGGAAGAAAGAUAAUGAUCGAGAGAUGAAUGACAUUAUAUCCAAACUUCUCCUACUGGAGGGCGAUUUUCGAAAGGAGCAAGCGGAGAUCAAGGCACUUCUUGAGGCUAGAGAAGCCACAAUCGAGUCGUUGUACAACGAAGUCACCACAAAAGACAGGCAAAUCGAAUCGCUGCGAAAGAAAAUAGAUUCGUUAAAAUCGCAGCCCGCAAAGGACGAUAGACUAAAAUUGGAGAAGAAACUGCACUCACAGAAGUUAGAAAUUGACAAUCUUCGGAACGCAAAUGCUCGUUUGUUAGAGUCUUUGUCUCAUGUCAGACUUAAUCCACACAACAAUCGUCAAGCCAGACUACGGAGAAGUUCCACGCCAACAAGCCGCGGGCAUGGAAGAAAUCAGCUGAAUAAUUCAGAGAUGCCGGAAUGGAAAGAGGAACUUUCAGCUUUCUUCUAACCUGUACAUUACCCGCUUUUGUAGGUCGGCAUUAUUUAAAAUAUAUGACUGGGUUUGGACUCUCGCCUUUUUUCUCGUUUUGAAUAUUAUUUUCAAAGCCAAUGUGACAGGCGGACCGAGAUAGCUUCCCACGACUCAAGGCGAAUACGGGCGAGUGAGGAACAUUUGCCAUUUUUCCACUCGUGUCUAUUAAUGAAAUUGUCCAAAAAUAUUUCGUGUUCUGACUUCUAUCUGCGCUCGCUUCGCGGGCCAAAUCUUGAGAGGGAUAUCUAUAAAAUAAUGUAUAAAAUAGAGUUAGAUAUAUAGAAUGGAUGGAAAAAUAUGUUCAAAGAAUGGUAAAUAUACCAAAAUAUACGACAAACUUAACGUUCUCAGGGUCUCACUUCCCGCCCCUAGGAGCGCCUCCAGUGGGCGGUAAGAUGAGAGGCCCUGGGAACGAGGUUGAUGAAGUUUAGAGUUUAAAAACCGAUAAAAGGCUCUAGAAGCCCAAGGUAUUAAAUUGUUACUUACGAGCGAUGAUAAUGGUUUUUUUCUUCUGAGUAAAAGAACACUUGCGAGAUGAGUUAGUCAUCUUUAACAUAUCGGUAUGGGUUGCUGUGUGUUUAAAUGUAAACUGUCGUCUAAUAUAUAAAAACUGUACAAGUCCGAUUUGAAAACGAUUCUACCUCUUUUAUCUAUGGACAUUUUAUUGGGAAAAUAUCGAGUUUACUAUAAUUACUUCUGUUAUUCACUACGGAAGAAUAAAGACAACAUUUACUUCCUUUGAAAA